UUCUCAAUGAAGACAAUAUUGCUCGCUUUCAGUUUGCACCUCGUCCGCUAGCGCACAUUGGGAUUCUCGCAGGCGAAGCCACGUGGGUAACGUACGUCCUCAACGACAUUUUGCUGGUUUUUGCAAGCCAAUACUCGCGGUGGGCAGCACCGCUUAGCGCUUGGCUGGUGUGGCUCAGCCUUGUCAUCCUCGAAGUCUUCUACCCGAUUCGAGCCACCGCUGCGAUCGAUCGUGAUUGCACGCGCGUCAAUGUGGAUGCUGGCAUCAUAUGUCACAGUGGCGUCGUGAACCUCGGGUCCUUUGAUCGCGUGCGGCUCAUUCUCGUCCUCAAUGCGGCGCUAGUACUCGCCUCGUAUCUGGUAACCGGGAUGUACCAGAUCCGCAAUCGACCACGCGCCAUGGUGCAGCGCACAACGACACCAUACUUGGUCUCGGCUGGCGCCGAUGUCUUCUUGGCGCCAAAAGGAGACGCUUGGUCCAUGGACGGGUCGACAGCAGCGAUGUGCGGCUUUCUUCGCACGCAACAUCGGUCCCGCCGCUUUGUGUUCGAUACGAAGCUCUGGAGCAUCUUUUACACGGACGAGAUCGGUCCUGUCCUGGACAUAACCAAUGAACGCUGUGCUCCAGCAUUGGUCCCCUUGCUCUCGGUCAAAGCCCGCUUUUUGCGUCGGUUUAAACUCGCGCUCGGCCUGCUCUAUCUCGCUGGGACGGUAGUUGGUAGCACCUCAUACCUCCAACUCUCGACCGUGAAUUUGGCCAACGACCGUUGGUGGGCCACGUACAACAGCACGGGGACGCAAACCUUUCUCUCCAACUGGUUCAACCGACAGCUUGCUCUGCAUAUGACGACGCGAUCGACGCGCCUUGACCUUUUGGAGUUUGCUGAUCUGACCGACUAUGCAAUGUUCAAUACGUUGGUUUCCUACAUGCCUACUUCGGCAAGACUCGGCCAGUACGAGUCAGCAAGUGACCUUGUCA
Saprolegnia diclina VS20 is the source of this 978-nucleotide messenger RNA. RefSeq lists its product as hypothetical. NCBI's taxonomy places the organism in Eukaryota, Oomycota, Saprolegniomycetes, Saprolegniales, Saprolegniaceae. The record is from RefSeq and is a predicted model, not a curated record. The transcript has a single exon. The annotation marks the transcript as partial.